Messenger RNA from Nestor notabilis (Kea), 1368 nucleotides. RefSeq names its product chromosome unknown open reading frame, human C1orf27 (gene ODR4). Gene Ontology annotation, cellular component: endomembrane system. The transcript has 13 exons. NCBI's taxonomy places the organism in Eukaryota, Metazoa, Chordata, Aves, Psittaciformes, Psittacidae. Bases 31 to 1368 code for a protein of 445 amino acids. The record is from RefSeq and is a predicted model, not a curated record. Gene Ontology annotation, biological process: intracellular protein localization.
ACUACAGAACUUAGUCCUAAACCUGCAGCAAUGGGUAGAACUUACUUUGUUGAGGAAGCUAUUGGUCAGUAUCUUUCAAACCUCAGCACAAAAGUACAGCCUUAUGUCACUGGCCUGUUAAUAGGGCAGUGUUCUGUGCAAAAAGACUACGUAAUUCGGGCUGUUCGAACGCCUCCAAAGGAAGAGCAGAAGGAAGAUAUUAAUCCUUCAAAUUUGGCAUCUGUUGAUGAAGAAUGGAUAACUACACACGCCAGUCAGGUUUCUAGAAUGCUUCCUGGAGGCUUACUCAUUCUUGGUGUAUUUAUUAUUACAAGUCCAGAACUGUCAAAAGAUAGUCAAAAUGCUUUGCGCAAGCUAAUCUUCUCAGUGGAAAAGUCCUUGACUAAAAGAAGGCUCUGGAAACCUGCUGAGGAAGAAGUCUCAGAGAGAGCAGCUCUUCAAAUCUGUUCUGCUACAAAAAAAGUAGUUUGCCGAACCUAUGAUGUACAAGAUCCAAAGAGUUCAGCUAAACCAGCAGAUUGGAAAUAUCAGAGUGCUUUGUCUGCUUCCUGGUUAGCUUUGGACUGCACAGUAAAUGUUAAUAUUCACAUUCCACUUCUUGCUACUUCACCAAACCAUGACUUGGAAAAGAAUAUCAAGAAUGGAUUAAAUCGAUGGGCAAAACAGGUAGAAGACAGUGUUUUUCUGAUCAAUGGACAAGUUAAAGACUAUGAUGCAGAACUACUGGAGGGGCAGAAAAAGUCAAGAGGAAAUACUCAGUCCAGCACUCAGUUUUCUGGUGUCCAAGUCCUGACACAGCUGUCCCAGGGUUCAAGUCAUAGAUCAACAGCUACAGUCCAGGUCUGCAGUGGUUCCAUAAAUCUCAAAGGUGCUGUGAAAUGCAGAGCCUACAUACAUAACAACAAGCCAAAAGUUAAAGAAGCUAUUCAGGCUUUGAAAAGAGACAUAAUAAACACAUUGAGUGAUAGGUGUGAAAUAUUAUUUGAAGAUCUGAUUAUAAGUGAAGGACCUCACAAAAAAGAUUUUGAGAGGGAAUAUCAUGUCUUACCUCAAAGACUGUUUGUCCCUAUUGCUGGAUCCAGUGUGAUGCUCAGUGAUUAUAGGUUUGGUGAGGAGGCUACUGGAGAAAUUCAGGAACGUUUUGUUGAAAUGUUGGAUCAAUCUGUGCAAGCUGAAGAUAUCAAUAUAGCAGAGGAAAUUAACACAGUUGAUAUUUGUCCAGUUACUGACAAUGUGGAUGAGACACAACAGAAACAACUGACAAAAGCAACAUUGCUCUUGAAACUUCAACAAAAUAUGGGUGUGGUUAUAGCAGCUGCCGUUGCAGUCUUUGCAUCCAUCUUCUCUUUCAAUUACUUCAGUGAUUAA